AUGCUCCAAGAAUUCUGGAGAAAUGAAUUGGCGGAAGAUGCGGAAGAUAUAGAUGAACGAAGAAUGCUCCAGCUAUAUGAGCAGCGACAAACGGUACGUCAAAGAGCUCAAAGUUCUUCCGGUAGAACACAAAGGAGAAGGUAUUUGAAUCGGGAUCGUGAAAUUGGACAUGCUCGUCUUUUCAAUGAUUACUUUUCUGAUGAUCCGGUCGAUGCAGCGGGGAAAAAAGGUUUCUCACCACUUCAGAAAUGCACAACGGUUAUUCGCCAAUUGGCGUAUGGAGCCCCUGCUGAUCAUUAUGAUGAAUGUGUAAUUGAAGUGUUUGGGGCCCAAUAUUUAAGAAAAUCUAAUGCUGUUAAUAUCAAACACUUGCUUGAAAUGCAUGAGCAGAGACAUGGUUUCCCUGGCAUGUUGGGCAGUCUUGAUUGGUCACACAAUGAUAUCUAUGUGCUUAAUGAAUCACCGUUAUUCAACGACGUCUUACAAGGGAAUACACCCGAGGAGGCUGCGAGAAAGGAUGUCGAGAGGGCAUUUGGGGUGCUCCAAUCACGAUGGGCAAUGAUAAAAGGUCCUGGACGAUUUUGGUACAAGGAUAAUUUGAAGGACAUCAUGUAUACCUAUAUUAUUUUGCACAACAUGAUUAUUGAGAAUGAGGGAGAUGCAGUAGUCAAUUGGUCGGACGAUGAAGGAGCUUCUCAAUCACAAAUAUUUGAAGGCUCCACUCAAGAAUUCCAAGCAUACAUCCGUAGAAAUUACGAGUUACGUGAUAAUCAAUUACAUCAUCAACUUCGAGCCGACGUAGUUGAGUAUAUCUGGGCACGCUAUAAUUGUAAUCAGUGA
This is a messenger RNA of Zingiber officinale, 840 nucleotides long. RefSeq lists its product as uncharacterized. Lineage: Eukaryota; Viridiplantae; Streptophyta; Magnoliopsida; Zingiberales; Zingiberaceae. The transcript has 5 exons. The coding region runs from base 1 to 840 and encodes 279 amino acids. The record is from RefSeq and is a predicted model, not a curated record.